This is a messenger RNA of Serinus canaria (Common canary), 3377 nucleotides long. RefSeq names its product carboxypeptidase E (gene CPE). Gene Ontology annotation, molecular function: zinc ion binding; metallocarboxypeptidase activity. Lineage: Eukaryota; Metazoa; Chordata; Aves; Passeriformes; Fringillidae. The record is from RefSeq and is a predicted model, not a curated record. Gene Ontology annotation, biological process: proteolysis.
AUGGAGCACGCUGUUACUUUACGUUUGUGGCAGCGGGUUAACCCGCAGGGACCGCAUAGCCUGACGAGGCGGUGCGGUCCCCGCUCACCCGGCUUCUCGCAGCGUUUAUCGCAGCUGGUUGAUGACAGCAGCUUGAGCGGCUUUCACCCGCACCGCGCGGCCGCUGCGCCCGCCCUCCGCGGGAGCGCUCGGGACGCGGAUCGGGGCGGAGCGGCCGCUCCCGCCCCGCCCCGCCCGCCGUCCCUCCCGCUCCUGCUUCCCUCCCGCUCCCUGCAGCCCUCCCUCCUUCGCUGGGUGCCGCCGACGCUGGCGGAGCAGCAGGCGGGCGGGAUGGCGGCGCGGGUGCUGCUGCUGGCGCUGUGCGCGGUGCUCGCUGCCUGCCGGGUCGCGGCAGAGCCGGCGGCGGGGGCCUCUAGCCGGCGGCGGCGGCUGAGCGCCGAGGAGGGCAUCUCCUUCGAGUACCACCGCUACGCCGAGCUGCGGGAGGCGCUGGUGGCCGUGUGGCUGCAGUGCCCCGCCAUCAGCAGGAUCUACACGGUGGGGCGCAGCGCCGAGGGCCGGGAGCUCCUGGUCAUCGAGAUCUCGGACCGCCCCGGCGAGCACGAGCCCGGAGAGCCAGAAUUUAAAUAUGUUGGGAAUAUGCAUGGGAAUGAAGCUGUUGGAAGGGAGUUACUCAUCUUCUUGGCACAGUACUUGUGUAAUGAAUACCAGAAAGGAAAUGAUACUAUUAUCAACUUGAUCCAUAGCACACGUAUCCAUAUCAUGCCGUCUUUGAACCCAGAUGGCUUUGAGAAGGCAGCAUCCCAGCCUGGUGAGCUUAAAGACUGGUUUGUUGGUCGAAGCAAUGCCCAAGGGAUAGACCUAAACCGGAAUUUCCCCGAUCUUGAUAGAAUAGUUUAUGUUAAUGAGAAAGAAGGUGGCCCAAACAACCAUCUUCUGAAGAACAUGAAAAAAGCUGUGGACCAGAAUCCCAAGCUUGCUCCUGAAACAAAAGGUGUCAUUCACUGGAUUAUGGAUAUUCCCUUUGUGCUCUCUGCCAAUCUUCAUGGAGGAGACCUUGUUGCAAACUAUCCUUAUGAUGAGACUCGGAGUGGCAGUGCUCAUGAGUACAGCUCCUGCCCUGAUGAUGCUAUUUUUCAAAGCCUGGCUCGCAGUUAUUCUUCUUUUAACCCUGCCAUGUCCGAUCCGAACAGACCACCGUGUCGUAAAAAUGAUGAUGACAGCAGCUUUGUGGAUGGAACAACUAAUGGUGGGGCGUGGUACAGUGUCCCAGGAGGAAUGCAGGAUUUCAAUUACCUCAGCAGCAACUGCUUUGAAAUCACAGUGGAGCUUAGCUGUGAAAAAUUCCCACCUGAAGAAACUCUGAAGGGCUACUGGGAGGACAACAAGAACUCUCUUAUAAAUUACAUUGAGCAGAUUCAUCGAGGAGUGAAGGGGUUUGUUAAGGAUCUUCAGGGCAAUCCAAUAGCCAAUGCUACAAUUUCUGUGGAGGGGAUAAGCCAUGAUGUAACAUCAGCCAAGGAUGGUGAUUAUUGGAGAUUGCUUGUGCCUGGAAAUUACAAAGUUACGGCCUCAGCACCUGGCUAUCUAGCAAUAACUAAAAAAGUGGCUGUGCCCUUCAGCCCUGCUGUUGUGGUUGAUUUUGAGCUGGAGUCAUUGUCUGAAAGAAAAGAAGAGGAAAAAGAAGAGUUGAUGGAAUGGUGGAAGAUGAUGUCAGAAACACUAAAUUUUUAAAUGAUGAUUUUGGCUUUACAGCUUUUAAUCUAUUAUAUGUUGACUUAGUAUAAUGUACUGUGGAAACUCCCUAUAUUCUAGAUUUUGUGCACUUCACAAUAAUUAACUUUGAAUUUUUCAGUCAUCUUUUGAUUAAUAUGAUUACAAAUAACUACUAGCCUCCUAGGUAGAUAAAUAAGUUAUUAAUUUUCUUUCAUAUUGUUAUAGAAAAUUUACUCUUCUAUAAAAAUCAGAAAAAAUGAAUGAAUAUGCAGCCUAUAUGACAGUAAAAUCUGUUGUGUAUUAUUUGCAAGUUCAGAAUAUGUAGGUUAACACUUGAUUUUAAAAAAUAAAUAUGCUGUAGUCGAUUACCGAUGCUGCCAGAAAUAUUUGACAGUGCAUAGUAGUAGACAGUGCUCUUUACUGAGUUCUAUAAUGGAUGUUAUUGAAAAGAUUUAUAAUAACAGUGUGUGGUGAAAUAAUGUUUUACAAGGAUUAAAAUUCAGUAUAACACUUUGUAUGUCUCUGGUGUUGGAGCUAUUUAAAUAUGUAAGGAACACAAGCUGACUUCAUUUUAGUAAGCAGAAAGAAUCUGCGUAAACGCUUUAAUAAAAGAUGGCAUAGAAUGAAUUCAGGAAAAAGCAGAGCUUUAUUCCUUAAACAGUUGAUAAUGUUUGGAGAUCAGGUUUUAAUUAUUUCUCAUUACUUGUUAAACAAAUUAGGAAGUGGAAGAAGAUCAUCUAGUGCAUCUCAUUUAUAGGCUGCUUGUGCUUGUUUUACGGCAAGAAAAAAAUCAUAUCAGGUGAAGUGUGUUUUAAUUAAAUAAUUACCUUUUCAACAAUCUUUACUUGUAUCAGUGAUGCCUAGAUAAUCAGAUAAGAGGUCAUCUUUUCACUGAAGGCUAUCAAAAUAUUACAGUUUAGACACUGAACUGGAAAUCUACUGAGAUUGUAUUUUUAGCGUUGCAAGUCAAUAAUGGAUAUGUUUCAAGCUCUGUUUCUUCUGCUGGCUAGCCUUAUCUAAAACUAGAAACAAGACAGAUAAGUGAAAUUUUUUUCAGUGUGGUGAAAUUUUCAGAAAAAUGUUGAAGGUGAUACAAAAGCAACUUUGAUUUAAAACAAUUAUUUUUGGUCACUUUUUGAUUUUUUUAAACCUUAAUUAACAUGCUAUAGUAUUUUGGCAAAGAUGAGUGAAAUUUGCAGAGCCAGAGAAUACAUGUGGACCAUAGUAGGUGCAGGUUUGGUGUAAUUCUUCGGAAGUGACUCCUGGUAUGCUACUUGAGAUAAGCUAAGGAUCUUGUCUGUUUGAAAGCUUACAUAUAUUGCUAGUCUAUUUUAAUUCAAGAUCAGAUAUUUGAUAGAGAUUUCCUUCCUCUGUUUCUUUAAUACCACUCUCUGUGUUUUGAUUAGCAUAUUAUUUUAGCUGGUGCUCGUUCGGAACCAAUCAAGAGUAGACUAUCACACUUCUGCUGUAAGUGAAAAAUCACAUAUUCAGGUGCAGGAUCAAAAUUUACCUCCUUUGGGUAUUAAAAAAUUUACUGCAAAUACUGUUUUCUGAUAAUUUUAAAUUCUUUAAUAAAAAUAGCACCUGAUCCUCUUAAGGAACAGGCUUAAGGUUUGACACGCAAUGGUAAACUGAACAGCAAUAAAAAAGCAUAAACUUUC